AUGGCGCACGCAGGUAGGGCUUCGGGCCGGUUCCAUUUGGUUCUCCUGGUGCUGUGGACCCUGUCGCAGUACUCCACGUCCAGCCAAGUCCGCCAAGAGUUCCAGGUCCUGGAGGAGCAGCCCGUCGGCACCUAUGUGGGCUCGAUAGAGACCAAGCCCAGCUUCACGUACCGCUUCAGCGAGAACCACAAACUUUUUGCCAUCAACGGCACCACGGGGGUGAUCUACACCUCGUCCGUGAUCGACCGGGAGGUCCUGCAGAGCGAUGUGAUCAACGUGGUGGUGCUGUCCAGUCAGCCCACCUACCCCACCGAGGUCCGGAUCGUCGUGCUGGAUAUUAACGACAACUCGCCGGUGUUCCCGGACGCGUCCAUCGUCGUGUCCUUCAAGGAGGACGCGAGCAGCGGCCGGCAGGUGAUCCUGGACACCGCCACGGACUCGGACAUCGGGAGCAACGGGGUGGACCACACCACGUACAGGAUCGUGAGGGGCAACGAGCAGAGGAGGUUCCGCUUGGAUAUUACAGUGAAUCCCAGUGGAGAGGGGGCUUUCUUACACCUGGUCUCCACCGGGGGCCUGGACAGGGAGGUCACCCCCUUCUACCAGCUCCUCAUCGAGGUGGAGGACAAAGGAGACCCCAAAAAGUUUGGCCACUUGCAAGUUAACGUCACCAUCCAAGAUAUAAACGACAACCCCCCUGCGUUCGACCAGGAGCAGUACCAGAGCAGUGUGUUUGAGGACGCAGCCGUGGGCUCUAGUGUUCUGCAGAUCACAGCUUCAGACCAGGAUGAGGGGGCCAACGCUGAGAUCAGGUACUUUUUAGAUGAGGGGACCCCUUUCCAAAUUGACCCCAAAGUUGGCACUAUCACCAUAAAAGAGGUUUUAGAUUUUGAGAGUAAGAGAGAGUAUUCUCUGACUAUCCAUGCGGUGGAUAACGGGGUGCCCGCCCUGUCAGGCAGGACCGAGGCCACCGUUAAACUCUUAGACGUGAACGAUAACGACCCUGUGGUGAAGUUCAGGUAUUUCCCCACCACUUCUAAGUUUGCGUCUGUGGAUGAAAAUGCACAGAUCGGCACAGUGGUGGCUCUGCUCACCGUGUCAGACUCAGACUCCCCCACAGCCAACGGCAACAUAUCUGUUUCCAUCUUAGGAGGCAACGAGCAGCGGCACUUUGAGGUGCACACGUCUCCUGUGCCCAAUUUAAGUCUGAUCAAAGUCGCCAGCGUGUUAGACAGGGAGAGGAUCUCCUCAUACAACCUGACCGUGUCUGUGUCCGACAAUGGCAAACCCGUGGCCCGCUCCUCCUUCGCCAGUCUGGUCAUUUUUGUGAAUGAUAUCAACGACCACCCCCCCAUAUUUCAGGAAACGCUGUACAGAGUAGAUAUCAGUGAGGACGUUCCAAAAGGCAGCUACAUUAAAGGGGUCUCAGCAACAGAUGGUGACUCAGGGCAGAAUGCCAACCUGCGCUACUCCCUGGUGUCUGGAAACGCUUUGGGCUGGUUCUCCAUCAGUGAGAACAGUGGUCUGGUUACCAGUGCAGCUUUGCUGGAUCGGGAAAUAGCAGCUGAAAUUGUGCUCAACAUUAGUGCCAAAGACCAGGGGCUGCAGCCCAAGAUGUCUUACACUAAACUGAUAAUCAACAUCACUGAUGUGAACGACCAAGUGCCCACGUUCACACAGAGCACGUAUCAUGUUUCCCUGGUGGAGCACGCUCCUGCUGGCACCGAGCUGCUGCUGCUCUCCGCCUCGGAUGACGACCUCGGGGCCAAUGGAACUAUCCGCUUCUCGUUUGAUGCCGAGACUCCCGCCGGUGUCCAGGAGCUGUUUCGCCUGGACGCUGCGUCAGGCCGAUUGAGCACAGCCGUUGAGCUGGACCGGGAGGAUCAGGCCUCCUUCUUACUCCACAUCCAGGCGGCAGACGCAGGCAGCCCCCCCCUGCACUCUGCAGGGAAAGUCAACAUCACCCUGUGGGAUAUCAAUGACAAUAGGCCAGUCUUCUACCCAGUGCAGUAUUUUGCCAACGUGAAGGAGAACGAGCCCUCGGGUUCCUAUGUAACCACCGUAUCAGCCACAGAUCCCGAUUUAGGUCGAAAUGGCACAGUCAAGUAUAUAAUUACGGCUGGAGAUGCAUCCAAAUUUCGCAUUAAUAGCAACAUGGGGAAAAUUACCACUCUGGUGCCCCUGGAUAGAGAAGAGAAAACUGCUUACCAGCUGCAGGUGACGGCAGCAGAUGGCAGCGGCCUGCGCUCACACACACACGCCAUAGUUACUGUCACUGUCAUAGACACACAGGACAACCCGCCGGUGUUCAGCCAGACGGUUUACAGCUUUGUCAUGUUUGAGAAUGUGGGCGUGGGCACAGUUAUAGGGACAGUGUCCGCCACCACCGUAGAUCUGAACACAAACAUCUCUUAUCUGGUCACCUCCGGGGACCAGCGGGGGCUCUUCACGGUGAACAGCGCCGGUCAGAUCACAGCGUCCAGCCAGGUGGACAGAGAGGAGCAGGGAUUCUAUCAGCUGAAGGUCGUGGCCAGAGCCGGGGAGAUCACCGGGGAGGCGUUCGUCAACAUCACCGUGAAGGACUUGAACGAUAACGCGCCUCACUUUAUCCACGCCGUGGAGCACGUGAGCGCGGUGGAGAACUGGAGCACGGGUCACGUGAUCUUCCAGGCCAGAGCCGCUGACCCCGACGAGGGCCUGAACGGCGUGGUGGUCUACAGCCUCAAGCAAAACCCCAAAGGCCUGUUCCACAUUCACGAGAAGCACGGCCUCAUCACGCUGACCGGGCCGCUGGAGGUCACCACCAGCUCCUACGAGGUGGAGGUCACUGCGGCGGACACGGGGGUGCCGCAGCACACCUCCACCCUCGUCCUCAUCGUCAGCGUCUACGACGUGAACGACAACUCGCCCGUGUUCGACCAGCUCUCCUACGAGGUCAUCAUCCUGGAGUCGGAGCCCGUCAACAGCCGCUUUUUCAAAGUGGCGGCCACCGACAAGGACUCGGGUCUGAACGGGGAGAUUAUGUACGACAUCACCGGUGGAAACGUAGCUGACGUGUUUGGGAUUUUUCCAGACGGACAGUUGUACAUCAAAACAGAGCUGGACCGAGAGACACAGGACAGAUACAACCUGGUGCUCGUGGCCCGGGACCGAGCGGUGGAGCCGCUGAGCGCCAGCGUCAACGUCAGCGUGAUUCUGGACGACGUCAACGACAACCGUCCUCUGUUCAACAGCACGAAUUACGUGUUUCAUUUUGAGGAGGAGCAGGGGAGGGGCUCGCUGGUCGGGCGGGUUUUCGCCGAGGACAAAGACUUUGGCCCGAACAGUGAAGUCAGAUACACGUUUGAGACGCCGCAGCCCAACUUCGAGCUGAACGCCAUCACGGGGGAGUUGACCAGCACGCUGCAGCUGGACCGCGAGACGCUCAUGAGACAAAGAGGCGCCGCCGUGUUCAGCUUCGUGGUCGUCUCGUCAGACCAGGGUCUCCCCAAGCCCCUCAGAGACCAGGCCAAAGUGCAGGUCUACAUUCAAGACAUCAACGACAACCCGCCUAAAUUCACCAAAGACAUUUACCAGGCCUCCAUCUCGGAGUCUGCUCAGGACAUGACCCAGCUGCUCCGAGCCUCCGCCUCUGACGUGGAUGAGAACAAGAACGGUUUAGUGCAUUAUCAGGUCACAGAGGGCAACGAGGAGGGGCAGUUCACUAUCGACGGCAGCUCUGGACAGGUCACGUUAGUGGGAAAGCUGGACUAUGAAUCUACAUCCUCCUAUUCUUUGAAAAUCCUAGCUGUAGAUGCCGGAGCUGUGCCCCUGUCCUCCUCCUGCAUGCUGAGCAUCAGCAUCCUGGACGAGAACGACAACUCCCCCUCCUUCCCCAAGUCCUCGCUGUCCGUAGACGUCCUGGAGAACAUGAGGAUCGGAGAGCUGGUGGCGUCGGUGACCGCCACGGAUUCAGACUCGGGUCAGAACGCCGACAUCACGUACAGCAUCACCGCCACAAACAACCACGGCACCUUCAGCAUCAGCCCCAACACCGGCAGCAUCUUUCUGGUUAAGAAGCUGGAUUAUGAGACUCAGUCGUUUUACAAACUCAACAUCACCGCCAAGGACAACGGCAGACCCCCCCGCUCCUCAUCCAUCCCUGUGGUUAUCCACGUCAGGGAUUUCAACGACAACCCCCCCAUAUUCACACCUGGGGACAUUUUCAAAUCCAUCGCAGAGAAUCUGCCCAUCUCAGCCUCGGUCAUGACGAUCACGGCCCACGACACCGACGCAGACAUCAACGGGGAGCUGGAGUACUCCAUCGUCCAGCAGAUUCCCCGGGGGAGCCACUUCACCAUCGACCCGAGCACUGGGCUCAUAUACACCAACAGGGAAAUCGACAGGGAGUUCUCCAACCUGUUCGAGCUGACGGUGAAGGCCACGGACCAGGCGGUUCCGGCCGAGUUCCGCCGCUUCGCCCUGAAAAAUGUCACCAUAUGGGUCACGGACCAGAACGAUAAUGUUCCCAGUUUCGUGUCCCAGAACGCUCUCGUGGCCGAGCCCAACAUCGUCAUCGGCUCCAUCCUGACCACAGUGGUGGCCUUUGACCCCGACGACGGGGCGAACGGGGAAGUGGAGUACGAGCUUGUGGAAGGAGACUCGGACACGUUCAUCAUGGACCGGUACAGCGGGGACAUUCGCCUGGCCUCCCAGCUGGUGCCGUCCCGCCUCAUGUACACCCUCGCCGUGUCGGCCACUGACCACGGCACGGACCGCAAGACCUCCAGGACUGAGCUGACCAUCCUCCUCCAGGGGAUGGACGGCCCGGUCUUCUCGCAGCCCAAGUACAUCACCAUCCUGAAGGAGGGCCAGCCGCCGGGCACCAGCGUCAUCUCCCUGGACGCCUCCAGCCCGCGCGGCUCUGCCAGCAGAGUGGAGUACUUCAUCGUGGCGGUGCGCAGCGGUGGGAAAGCCGUGGGGCGCCUUUUCACCAUCGGCCGCAACACUGGAGUGAUACAGACGGCCGCGGAGCUGGACCGCGAGAAGGGCUCCGACCUCUACCUGGUGGAUGUGUACGCCAUCGAGACGGACGCCAGCCAGCCCCGGACACAGCGUGCUGAGGAAACAUUUGGUUGA
Messenger RNA from Pleuronectes platessa (European plaice), 5118 nucleotides. RefSeq names its product protocadherin Fat 4. The record is from RefSeq and is a predicted model, not a curated record. Gene Ontology annotation, molecular function: calcium ion binding. Gene Ontology annotation, cellular component: plasma membrane. NCBI's taxonomy places the organism in Eukaryota, Metazoa, Chordata, Actinopteri, Pleuronectiformes, Pleuronectidae. Gene Ontology annotation, biological process: homophilic cell-cell adhesion. The transcript is spliced from 2 exons. The coding region runs from base 1 to 5118 and encodes 1705 amino acids.